AUGGAUGUUUAUAGAUAUCCUCCGUAUCAAUACGGGCAGUCAGAUGAACUAGCAAAACAAAUGUUAGCCCAACAAGCCCUGUCUACAGGAACAGGACUCCCAUACCACCGAACAGGCCAAGAGCCGCAUACAAUGCCAGCACCAUCUAGUGCUCCUUGGAAUGUCCAAGGAGUUCCUUGGGGAAUGACUUCGCCUCCUCAAUUAGUUCAGUUCACUGCACAAACAUCAGCAUUGGAAUCUCAACCAACUCCCGUGUUACAUUGCAAGAGAAAAAGCUUUGAUGUCGAACCCGUUAUACCAGCAAAGCAGCUAAUAACAGAAGAAAAAAUGGCAGCCCAUUUAAGUGGACUUCACAUUUCAUCAGACUAUACAUCACAUUCAUUAUCAAAACAACCAGAAGAAACCAUGGAUAUUGCGAUGGAGUCAACAGUAUCUAUAAGCGAUAAACUUAAAGGUCACAAAAUUGUUCUAUCCGAAGAGCUCAAAAAGUUACAAGAAGAACCUUUAUUACCUCCUUCACUGAUAGAAAGAUUAGAAAAACCACACAUGUCACUGGUGGUUUGGAAACCUAAAGAAAAUAUAUUAAACCUAGAAAAAAUAAAAGAAGUGGAAGAGAAACCACAAGAGGAACAGAAGAGAAGAAAUGGGAUUUUAGUCAGUGACCUAACGGGAAUGGAAGUUGAAAUGUCA
Iphiclides podalirius (scarce swallowtail) is the source of this 690-nucleotide messenger RNA. NCBI's taxonomy places the organism in Eukaryota, Metazoa, Arthropoda, Insecta, Lepidoptera, Papilionidae. The record is from the annotation of a GenBank genome assembly.